This is a messenger RNA of Drosophila biarmipes, 2263 nucleotides long. RefSeq names its product zinc finger protein 546. The transcript is spliced from 5 exons. The record is from RefSeq and is a predicted model, not a curated record. The coding region runs from base 219 to 2135 and encodes 638 amino acids. NCBI's taxonomy places the organism in Eukaryota, Metazoa, Arthropoda, Insecta, Diptera, Drosophilidae. Gene Ontology annotation, molecular function: RNA polymerase II cis-regulatory region sequence-specific DNA binding; DNA-binding transcription factor activity, RNA polymerase II-specific. Gene Ontology annotation, biological process: regulation of DNA-templated transcription.
CCCAACUCCCACCACGGUCAUACCGCAGACCGUUCUAAAAAAAUAUUAGGUUUUAAAAUUGGAACUAAUGUAUUUAUGAAACAAGAGAGUAGAUCUCCGACUUUUAAAAGGAGGUGAUGGCACGAACCACGUGGAACUAAGUGAAAUCGAGGAAAACCGGCGAAAACCCCACUAGUGUGAUAUUCGCCUUCCUAGUGCUGCCACCAUUUAACCGCAGGAUGCGGGACGCGGCAGUACCGAAUCCGGAACCCAGCAGCACCGAAGGCAACUGCUCCGCAGAUAAUGAAAAUAGCAAGGAUCAGGAUCACGAUACGCCUCCGCUAGAGGCUGAGAGGGAGGCGGAGGCCAACGACGCCAAUUGCACAAUCUGUGGGGCCGCAAAGGCCUCAGCCCUCUUGGAUUUGCGCUCCAAUCAUGUGAUGCAACGUCGCCUGAGUCGCGACUGGAAGAUACAAGCUGAUGUAAUCCGAUCCACUUUGAAGGCCAUUUGUGUGGACUGCGUUUGCAAGUUAAACGUGCACUCGGAGGUCACUCGGUCCCUGAUGCAACGCAUGCAGCGGCUGCAGCGAUCUGGCGGAGAUGUCACCACGGUGACAACAACCACAGCUUCGCCCGUCCAUCAGAGUCCCCCCAUUGCCGAUGCGGAAGUGUCCACCACCUUGACAGAGAACCAGGAGGAGUUGGUGACAAGAAGCAGGCAGAGUGUUCGCAGUUCACGUUCCUCCUGCUCCGUGCUGGAGGUGUACCUCGCCCAGCAACCCUAUUCUCCGUCGGCCAAGGAGUCGGGGGAGAAGCAUGCAGAGGGUUGGAAGUGGCGAACGCGGCUGGAGUGUCACGAAUGCGGAAGGGCGUAUUUCCGGCGGGAUUACUUCGCUCUGCACUUGCGCCGCUGUACCAAAACGCGCAGGUCGCAGCCCCGUCCGCCGCGUGCCAAGUGUAGGGUGCUCAACGAGGCCACCUAUGACGGAUCCUCUUCCGGAGUCACCCGCUCCUCGCGCAUAUACUACUGCCGGCAUUGCGACGCUGAGUUUGACUCGAGGAUCACUAAGAAGCAGCAUGAGCGGUCAAAGCAUCAGCAGCGGUUUCCCUGUGACCUGUGCGAUGCCCAGUUGAACACGAAGUACGAGUGGGAGAUGCACCACACCAUCUGCCAGGCCAAGCAGGAGGCCUUGAACAUCCUGCAGCAGGAGGAAUCUGGACAAACCGUGCAGUCUUUCCGAACGCCAAAGGCUCGCUCCACGCGCUCCCGCUCACGGGCCUGCUCCGAAGUCUGGGACAAGUACAAUAUGGAUGAUAAGGAUGAAGAAGACGAAGAGGAAGAAAGCGACGAGGAGGAUCGGGAAGAGGGCGAGGAUGACCACGAGGACGCCAUGUACACACGCCGCAUGAAUUUCACCGGCGACUGGAUUGUAAACCACAGUCGGAGCAAUAGCAACAGUGCUGGGAAUCUCUCUCUGCUGUACGGCGACUAUGGGCUGGUGGAGACGCACAUGACCACCGACAAGGAGUACGACCUUUACCUACUUGACCUGCUGAAGACGCAGGUACGACUGAAAGCUUUCUCGUGCUUCACGCCAGGCUGUGGCUAUCAGACGGAUACCCUGGUGGCUCUGAUGAAGCACGAUUACAUGGAGCACUGGAAGAUGAGCUGGUUCUACUGCCACAAGUGCGGUGAUGUCUUCACGAGCAAGGUCUUCCUGGACUACCACAUGCACCUCCAGAACCGUGGCCUCUACAUCUGCCACAAGUGCCGCGAAGAGUUCGAGUUGCAGCACCAGCUGGACCGCCACUUUCAGCUGCACAAGAAGGGGAUCAACUACCAUUGCAACUUUUGCCGGCUGGAGUUUCUCAGCGAGGCCAAGCUGCUGGCCCACUGCAAGCAGCGGGGGCACAGUCCCAACGAUGAGCCCCUGAUCAGCAUCGAUCGGUCUCUCUCAAUCGUUAACUGCCAUGGGCCCCGGCCGGCGGACUACUCUCGAACAUGCAAAACCUAUGAAGAGCGGGAGUUAUAUAUUCCCAGGGUUGCGAUGCCCUCGAUGCAGCCCAUGCACUUGCCGCAACAUAAGCCCUAUCGGUUUGCCAUCGGCAUUUGCGACUUUGAAGAGCGCAAUCCGAACUGCGUGGGAUGUCACUGAAUCUAAGCUAGCCUAAGCCCUUUUAAUUUGUCUGCAAUAGUAACGAAUAGUUCAUUUUAUCUAGCCCUACUUUAGGUAAAUUCAGAUUUGUAUUUUUUAUAAUAUAUAUUGUACCGUUGUGAGAGAAA